ACUUUUUGUCAUUGUUUACAUGAUUUUGUGAAUUAAAAAGAUAGACUGAUUUUAUACACUGCCAUGGAAGAGGGCCCAAUGGAGACCAGCUCACCCACAGAGUCCAACUCCGAUGUUAACUUCCCGACUGAAGAGGAGAAAUCGACGGAGCGAGCGGCGGCGGCCGGCUUUUGCUAUUGCGGGAAAGAACGCAACCUGAACCUCGUCGAGCUGCUCUGCGCCACAUGCUCGCGCUGGGUGCACGAGUCCUGCGUGUCCCACCAGCUGGGCAAGGGAAAACUGCUGCCAUUCAUCACCAACUAUGUGUUCGUCUGCAAGAACUGCUCCGCCACGGGUCUGGAGAGCUUCCGAAAGAGCCAGGCCACCAUUUCCCAGAUGUGCCACUGUGCCAUUGCCAACAUGCAGCAGGCGGCAUCUCGCGAUGGCAACCGACAGAUCCAAUUCAGCAAGGACAAGGAGAUCAUUCCCUACAUCGAGCAGUACUGGGAGGCCAUGACCACAAUGCCGCGCCGGCUCACACAGUCCUGGUACAGCACCGUCCAGCGUUCCCUGGUCAAGGAUGUGCAGACCCUCUUCACCUACGAGGAGCAUUUGGAGAACGGUGCCAUGUACGGACUGUUCCACCAGGACCUGCGCCUCAUCAAGCCCAACUAUGAGAGCAUGAGCAAGACGGGUGCACUGCGGCUCACCGAAGAUGGCUAUACGCAAGCAAAUCUUGCCAAGAACAACAGGCAGAAGCGCAAAUUUCCUGGAACCGAUUCGGGACCCACGGGGAAGAAGGGUCGCCCGAGCUCCGACAUAACUGCCAACGUAAAGCUGCCACCACAUGGCUACCCCCUGGAACAUCCGUUCAACAAGGACGGCUAUCGGUACAUACUGGCCGAGCCCGAUCCGCAUGCCCCAUUCAGGCAGGAGUUCGACGAGAGCUCAGACUGGGCGGGCAAGCCUAUACCCGGCUGGCUGUACCGCACCCUGGUGCCCCAUGCGGUACUGCUGGCCCUGCACGAUCGGGCGCCACAGCUGAAGAUCAGCGAGGAUCGACUGGCGGUGACGGGGGAGCGUGGCUACUGCAUGGUGCGCGCCACACACUCUGUUAAUCGCGGCUGCUGGUACUACGAGAUCACCAUCGAGGAGAUGCCCGAGGGAGCUGCCACGCGCCUGGGCUGGGGUCGAGAGUAUGGAAAUUUACAGGCACCACUGGGCUACGACAAGUUCGGCUACUCCUGGCGGUCGCGCAAGGGCACCAAGUUCACAGAGAGCCAUGGAAAGCAUUACAGCGAAUCCUAUGUGGAGGGCGAUACCCUUGGAUUUCUCAUUGAACUGCCCGAGGAGGCAUCUCUGGAGUAUCUGCCAAAUACGUUCAAGGAUCGGCCACUGGUGAAGUUCAAGUCCCAUCUGUACUACGAGGACAAGGAUAAGAUCAAUGAAACGCUCAAAAAUCUUCACAUACUGCAGGGCAGCCGCAUCGAGUUCUUCAGGAAUGGAGAGUCGCAGGGCGUGGCAUUCGAUGACAUCUAUGCGGGCAGCUAUUUCCCCGCAAUAUCCAUACACAAGAGUGCCACUGUAAGCGUGAACUUUGGCCCAGCCUUCAAGUAUCCCGACGUGCUCGCCGAGCGUAAGGCUAAAGGGAUGAACGACCGUGUGGAGGAGCUGAUUACGGAGCAAUGCUUAGCCGAUACCCUCUACCUUACCGAACACGAUGGCCGUCUGCGAUUGGACAACAUUGGUUUGUAGCUUCCGUCUGCAAAUGAUUCCGAAUAAAGCAUCCUUUAAGUUCA
Drosophila obscura is the source of this 1778-nucleotide messenger RNA. It is a transcript of the gene ash2, whose product is annotated as set1/Ash2 histone methyltransferase complex subunit ASH2. The coding region runs from base 64 to 1734 and encodes 556 amino acids. Gene Ontology annotation, molecular function: protein binding; transcription cis-regulatory region binding. Lineage: Eukaryota; Metazoa; Arthropoda; Insecta; Diptera; Drosophilidae. Gene Ontology annotation, cellular component: Set1C/COMPASS complex. The transcript has 7 exons. The record is from RefSeq and is a predicted model, not a curated record.